GAGAGGUCAGGGAGGCCGGAGGAGCCGGCGUCUGUCUUGGCGGCUGGCAGCCAGUCAGUCGGGAGGGAAGGAGAGGAGGGCUGGACGCUUCCGCCAGGCUCCCCCCUUCAUGGCGGCCCGCCGGCUCCGGGAAGUCUGGCAAGCGGGAGCGCGGGGAGCGCUGAGAGCCAGGGCGGCCCCGGCUGGAGGUUUCAGGUACAUGCCAUCCUGUGGGAUUUUGAUGAUCCGAGCUCCCCGGGUUGCUAGCAGUCUUGAUUUGGAUUGUACUACUCAGCACAGCCGGAGUUUUAUCAACUUCACAGCACCGUUCACCAACAAACGAAAGGAAUACUCAGAAAGGCGAAUCAUUGGUUACUCUAUGCAGGAGAUGUAUGAUGUUGUGUCCAAUGUGGACGAAUACAAGGAUUUUGUUCCAUGGUGCAAGAAGUCAGUAGUGGUUUCUAAGCGCACAGGCCAUGUGAAAGCCCAGCUGGAAGUCGGAUUCCCUCCGGUUAUGGAACGUUAUACAUCCAUUGUGACACUGGUGCGGCCCCAUUUGGUGAAGGCUGUCUGCACUGAUGGAAAACUCUUCAACCACCUAGAGACAAACUGGCGUUUCAGCCCAGGCAUUCCAGGUUACCCUCGCACAUGCACAGUGGACUUCUCAAUUUCUUUUGAGUUUCGUUCCCUGCUGCACUCACAGCUGGCUACGGUCUUCUUUGAUGAGGUGGUCAAGCAGAUGGUGGCAGCCUUUGAACGGCGAGCAGCAAAAAACUUCGGUCCGGAGACUCGCAUUCCCCGAGAGCUUAUGUUCCACGAGGUCCAUCAGACGUGAAGGCUUACCUCCAUUACUUUGGUGGCUGCACUGACAUUUAGUGCUGGGGAAGUGUGUGGCUUUCCCAGUCUUCCUGUUUUUAUCUAUUUAUUUGGUUUCUCCUGGUUAUCCUGUCUAAUUUAUCCACUGGGCUUGGUGUGAUGAAAGAGACUUAUUCCUAAAGAAGGGGCCAGGCUGUUGUGUUACCUCUGGAGCAAUCUCUCCACCUGCUGUCUUGCCUGGCCAUGCUCUUAUGCUGGGUCAUACAUAUACUAUACAUACAUACAUACAUACAUAUAUAUAUAUAUUGUAGCACAGAUUUAUUUGAAGUCCUCUACUCUCUUCCCCUUUUUAAAAUCUGAAGAUUAGCCCUCCUUUCAUCCUCCCCUGUCAUGUAUCCCAGUGUGGCUGCCUUAGGCUGCGGACAGUGCCAAUCCUGCUUCUCAGAUGAGAGAAGGCAGAAACUCUUGGGUGUUAGCUGGAUCUCUUUCUGUGCCUAGUGAAGGAUCUGUUGGAAACUGUGCCUCUUAAAUCAUGAGUUUAAAACAAAAUACAAGCACCUGGCCAUGGGUGCUUUCUGGUAACAGAAGGAAGGAUGUAGGGGUGAAGAGUCUGUACCUGUUGCCUGACAGUCUCAUUGGGGUUGGUUUUGUGGGCCUCUGAUGGCUUCAUCCUGCUCUGAACAGAUUGGAGUCAAAUGGAGGGAAUGCAAAAGUAGCAGAUGCCAGGCAGGAUAACAGGGCAAUGUCUGGCUUCUGUUACAGGAGAUGGUGGAGAACCAAGGAUGUUUAAUAGUUGCUGCCUUGAGGCUGCAAACGUUUUACCAGGAUGGCACCAUCAGGCUUGGAGUCUUUUUCCUCAUCCCAUUAGGCUAUGUGCAGGAGACUGGCACCUUGUCUGCCUUGCUGUGAUUGCCUUUUUUGGCUGUUAAGUAGCUGAAGGCAAAAAAGCUUGGAAGAUGAGUGCCAAAUUAAGGCUAAGGAAGAGAUGGCUCUUGGAGCCUAGAUUAUUUUAGAAAUGAGAAAGUAGAAGUCCCCAUUGGGAGUAUUUUUUUUAUCACCGUGUGUGUGGAAUAAAUAUUUCCUGUUGAUAGGCUACCAAAAUGAUCUCUAAAAUCCAGGGUGGCAUAACUUCCUAAUUGAUUUAAAUUUAUACUCGAAUGCCACUUGGACCUCCAGUGCUGUGUGUCCUCUCUCAGGAACUUCUGUGACUAAGGCAUCUUGGGAAUUAUCAAGAUAGUGAAAUCAGAUAAAAUUCAGUUGACGUUUUCCAUUUUCCUGGUGCUUAUCAUCACUUGUUGCUAUCAACUAAGGGUCUGGGCACUGGCACUAUGUGGCUGCUGCUUCAGGAACUAGAUGGCCACCUCACCAUAAUCAUGGUUCCUCUGCCAUCAGUUUAGUCCUGUACCAAGAGAGAAGGCCAUGUCUUCUGGUGUUUCAGGAGGUGACGAUCCCAUUAUGUAGACUGCUAUCUCCAGUUAUGCUAUGGAUAAGGGCAAUUGGAAAACUGCUGAUCCAGGAUGAUGUUGUAAAUCCUGUAGCAUUCUAGUUCUAAGCUAUUUUUAAAGUGAACUGUUACAAACCUGCUGCAUGCCCUAUAGUUCUCCCAGAAACCCCAAGCUCUUGAACAAGCUGUGUAGCACUAAGUCCUUUUUUGCACUACAACUCUUGGAAUUUCCCAGUAUGUUUGCCACUGGCCACACUGGCUGACAGUUGUCGAAAAAGGCUUUCCUGAGCCCUGCAGAAACCAUCUCCUUUUCUGUAGCCUUGUAGGCAUCUCCUAAUCCCAUUUGAGAGAACCAUUUAUAAUGCCCAACUUGUUUUUAAAGCCAGUUCCCUCUUCUUGGUUUGCAAAGAAGUUUUAUCUAUGUUAGAUGCACAUUUUGCACAAGCUGCAUGCACGCACAUGAUCGCCAGGGUUGGGAACAAGCUCUAUCUCAGCUAAAUGUCUAGAGAGAGGGGCCACCCAAACACACACACCCAUGUCCCACAGGACUGAACCAAGGGCUGGCCUGUGCAGUGUGGUUUGGGGGGGUAGUGUGCCUAUGCAUGUGUAAUUGCUAUUGCAGAGGUGUACAAUUGGGCAGGUAUGAGGGCGAAUGAGCAAUUGGUGUGUAUCUUUCUAUUAACUAUCUGUUGACUCUAGCUUCUUGAGGCUUUCUGCCCAAUGUUCAAGAAAUGUGGAGCAACAUUUUUCUGGAAAGAUGUGGUAUAAAUGUCAUCAAUAAAGAAUUAAUAAACAUUGUCACGGGGGAACAGAAGUAGAUAGUCAAGGCCCCGCUCUUUGCGAUCCUGUUCAGCAGUCGAGACCAUCCCACUUGCUUCAGUGUAAUGCUGUAAAGCUCUCCGUGAAGUGGAGUGGGACACUUCUUGUGAGUGAAUGGCUUGGCAGAGGUGACUAAAAUAAUCUUUUGAAACCAGAAUCCCCAGGCUGGCCUAGACUGUAGAUCAAAGCCAGCCAUAUUCAGGUAAUAGAAGGUAAACAACAGCUGUAAAACUACUGGGAAGACCUGGUUUGUGCUCUGACCAAGCUAUGUCAUGAAAGAUGAGGAGGAAAGAGGAUGCCUGUUGUGGUAUAGACGGCUGUUUCCUUUUGUCUUAAGGCAGAGUUGGGCCUAUGCUUGGCUUUUUUGCCAAGUGGACCUGCUGGUUGUAUGUCUGCCUCUGAAUCUUUGGGUUUACAGUUGUGGUCCAGCUCUGGAAACAUUGCCACUUGCUAUGCUGAGCUUGCAACCCAGCUGAGGCAGCUUCCACAAGUCAGUCUUCUCUCCCCCUUCACCAGUGUUGAAUAUCAUCUGCCAGCAGUGCAGAGCUGCAUUGUGAUCACACAGGCUUGCAUGGAUUUUGCCCUACGGUUAGUGUCCUUUGCUAAGAUGUUCCUUUGGUUUUUCAUAUUCACUCAUUUCAUAUUUACAUGGAUUCCCCUCCCUUCUGACUCUCAAAUUGUACAAAUGGAAAGAAGCAUGGUUCCAAUCCUGUCCUUUGGGGGCAUUGAAACUAUUGUUUCUGUAGUUCUAUACAGAAAGACAAACAGUUGAGGACAAUACCCAUUAGUGGUCUCAUCUUAACCCUUUUGGGGAGGAAAGGAUUUGCAUUUUUGAGCUCACUGUUUCCCAGCAUGUUUGUCUAAACAAGAGCUUAUCUCAUUGAAAAAUGGGAAACAUGCAUGCUAGGUCCACAGCAGAAAGUUACCUCAUGUCAGCUCCUGUCCGGCUCUGCUUGGAAUACCUAAUCUGGUUUCAUUGCCAUUGUGAUCCAAAGUGGGCCUCACAGAGAAAAGGGUAUACUGUAGCUAGCAUGACCUGGGAUGCAUGUGGGUAUGGGAAAGCAUACAAUGUAGCAAUGAAACCAUGCAGGAGGGAAGGAAAACAAGCAUUCAAAGCAGUAGUAUAUACAUGAACAAUGCAGGCAGAGGAUGUUUGUGCCAUUGCUUUUACUAUCAGAAGCAAUAAUUUCUCCUGCCCUCUGGCAAUCCUAAUGAAGGCUGUGAUCUUAGUCAUACUUACUUGGGAGUAAGAUCCCUUGAACUUAGUUGCUUAGGGCUGUGCUUCUUCAGACUAGUUGCUUGUUGUGUCUGGGGGCUCUUAAGAGGAGGCCUGGAGUUUGCCAGAGACUAGUGGUUGCUUAUGAGCAAGUCUUGACUUCAGGGGUCUUGCUUUUCCUUGGGAUAAUGUGAUAUACUAGUAUGCUGCUGUUCCAGAUACCAAAUGUCCCUGCCAAGCCCCAGAAUGUUUGUGUAGAAUUCACCUUCUGGGAGAAUCUUAGCUUUCUUCCUCUUAAAAAAAAGUUUGUAGCUCUUACGAGCUAUGACUUGCAACUUUAAAAUGAGUAGGUAGUUUCUCAUGAAAUCCCAGAGGUAGUAGGGGCUGAAGUUUGUCUGUUCCUGUGAUUUUCAUAGCAGUAAGAGUUGCAGGAUAGGCUGUGAAAUUUUAAAAAGCACCACUAUAUCUUUUCAAUUUGCAUAAUUUACACAAACCAUGAAACUCAAUUGUGUUUCCUUUGACUCAACACACUUGUGUGUGCACACACUCUCUCUCCAUGCCUUGAAUUACUUAUCUACAGGCAGCCCUUCACCACCUGUGGCUCCAUGGCAAUAUUAUCUGCAUACUACAUACAUUUGGUUUCUCCAUGGAUGCCCUAUAUGCAUAUUGCUUUUGAAAGCAGAUUCUUGAGAACCAUGUUGUCAUGACUGUGGAUACUUUGGGGCAGAUAUCUGUCCUGAAAAAUUGCUGGAUGUCAUUGUGCUAUUGCCAAAGCAAUAUUUUUAACACUCUCUUUAUGUUUCUUGGUUCCUGAGCCUACUAGCCAGUUGCACUUGAGCUUUCCUUCAAGCAAGGUGAUCAUCAUCAAUCUGGGAACUUAAAAGUGCCACCUACUAUCAAAAGGGAAGGGGAAAUGUUGCAUUUAGUCAUUUAUUGGGUAUGAACCAAGCCCAGCUAACUAUUAAUGAAGAUAUAGCAAGCUGUUUCUGGCCACUGGAAAAGAUGGGCGGUAGACUAGAUCUAAAUACAGACAAGUCUUUUUCUGCUACCAGAAGAUACGCUAGUAGUUCUGCUGUUACUCCAAAUUAUGGUAAUUUGAUCCCUGAGUCAUGGUUAAUAUUUUCCAUCAUCUACACUCAACCACCUUUUAAACUGCGAAAGUUAAAUUGUUCAUGCAGCUGAUCUGACUGAAGUUAAGUUAGGCCUGAUGAACUUCAGUUGCUGUAGGAUACAUAACUGAUAGGGGUACACAACCAAGUGUGUCCAAGUUGAAGGCUUGUUUUUAAGCUUGCAUAAACUCAGCAAUGCUUUAUUUGUGGCUUGCUUGCACAGAUAUCUUUCCUUCCAGACCAGCUGGUUCUUAAUACAGCUGCCCCCUGCGCCAUCCAGUGAGGCUGGAGCUCUUAAACUUUUCAUAUACCACCUUGUUAAACUCCUGGUCUUGCUAGUUUCCCAUGAGCAAAGCAGCUCAGUCCUAAAUGUUGCAGUGCCUUCUGCUUCCAUUUUCCUACCAGCCUCAGCUGCCUCUUGCUUGUUAGACUGGCAUGUGCUACCUCAGCUUGUAAGAAAGGGGAUGUUUCUAGAAAAAAAAAUGAAAUGUGUUUAUGAAAUCAUGCACAGUAGGAGGAAAUCAUAGGUUUUUCCCUACCCUUUAACUGUGAAUCUUAUUUGAUAAUUGCAAAAAUCUCUGUGAGAAUGUUCAAAGACCGAACCAAUCCCACAACAUUUUUAUAGACCAAUUAAAAAAACUUGUUUGCAAAAGGA
Molecule: messenger RNA, 6038 nt
Organism: Sceloporus undulatus (fence lizard)
Lineage: Eukaryota; Metazoa; Chordata; Lepidosauria; Squamata; Phrynosomatidae
Gene: COQ10A
Product: coenzyme Q10A
Exons: 5
Coding region: 110-814 (234 amino acids)
Biological process (GO): cellular respiration; ubiquinone biosynthetic process
Cellular component (GO): mitochondrion
Molecular function (GO): ubiquinone binding
Source: RefSeq, a predicted model, not a curated record